Messenger RNA from Anoplophora glabripennis (Asian longhorned beetle), 3330 nucleotides. RefSeq names its product unconventional myosin-IXa (gene dachs). The transcript is spliced from 7 exons. NCBI's taxonomy places the organism in Eukaryota, Metazoa, Arthropoda, Insecta, Coleoptera, Cerambycidae. The record is from RefSeq and is a predicted model, not a curated record. Gene Ontology annotation, biological process: vesicle transport along actin filament; actin filament organization. Gene Ontology annotation, molecular function: cytoskeletal motor activity; ATP binding; actin filament binding. Gene Ontology annotation, cellular component: myosin complex; vesicle; cytoplasm. The coding region runs from base 76 to 3171 and encodes 1031 amino acids.
UUCUCGUCCGUUUCGCGAGUGUUGUGAUAUGCCUGUAAUAUGGCUGAACGUGCUGUUUGGUCCUGACCUUUCAAUAUGGCUACUCUAGGCCUCUCUAAAGUAUUCAUAUUGGACAAAUAUUUCACGGAACUACAGAAGUUCUGGGAGACCGAGAAAAAGCUUCAAGAUGCAUCAUCUUCCAACGAAGCAGUGCAUUUGCAGCAACGCCUCAGGAGCCUGAGCACGGAACUAGUAACGCUAAGAAAUCGGCUGCAUGUCCAAGGAACGCAAACGACCGCCCUGAAGGGCACGCCGACACCGGUCGCACCUAUUCCUGCUGCUGCCCCCGUGGCCUCCCCGUCUCAGCCGGCGAUUCCUCCUCGUGUCGCUCUUAAUGUACCUGUGCCAUUGGUGACUGUCACACAGCAACGUUCGCAAUUACUCCCUACCGCCGGUGCCGAUUUGGAGGACCUCAUUCACCUGCAGGGACCCCUCACAGAAGAUGCAGUGAUGAAGUGCUUGCAAGCACGAUUCUCGGCUUCCAACUUCUAUACAAACGUAGGUCCCAUACUCUUGUGCGUGAACCCUUACCGAGACGUCGGCAAUCCUCUGACGCUGAGCAGUACUCGGGGUCUAGCGCUUAGCUCCCAGCUGAACAGGGUGGUUCAGGAGGCCGUUCGACAGCAAUCCGAAACAGGUUAUCCCCAAGCAAUUAUCCUAUCUGGGACCAGCGGGUCUGGCAAGAGCCAUGCCUCUAUGUUAUUAUUAAGGCAACUUUUUGCCGUCGCCGGAGGAGGACCAGAGACUGAUGCCUUUAAACAUUUAGCUGCUGCCUUUACAGUAUUACGUUCCUUAGGUUCUGCAAAAACUACGACGAACUCGGAGUCUAGCAGAAUUGGUCAAUUUAUAGAAGUUCAGGUGACUGAUGGUGCUUUGUACAGAACGAAAAUUCACUGCUACUUCUUAGACCAAACUAGAGUGAUAAGACCUCUACCAGGUGAAAAAAAUUACCAUAUAUUUUACCAAAUGCUCGCUGGACUGUCUACUGAAGAGCGCACGAAAUUAAAUUUAGAAGGCCACAAACCGUCGACGCUGAAGUAUUUGCAACAUGGCGAUACGAGGCAGGACCUAGCAGAAGACGCUACUCGGUUUCAAGCAUGGAAAACUUGCCUUGGCGUGUUGGGUAUACCCUUCCUGGACGUAGUAAGAGUUUUAGCGGCCGUUUUAUUGCUGGGAAAUGUGCAAUUUAUGGAUGGCAAAGGACUAGAGGUGGACGUCAAGGGGGAAGCGGAACUGAACGCCGUAGCUGGACUUCUGGGAGUCUCAGGCGCCGCUCUAUUUAGAGGACUUACAUCCCGUACUCACAACGCCCGAGGACAACUCGUUAAAUCCGUGUGUGAUGCCAACAUGUCCAACAUGACAAGGGACUGUCUCGCGAAAGCUUUAUACUGUCGUACUGUAGCUACCAUAGUCCGUAGAGCUAAUAGUCUUAAGCGUCUAGGCUCCACGUUGGGCACUUUAAGUUCAGACUCAAACGAAUCCGUACACAAUCAAGCCGAGGUCACUAGCCAGCACGCUUCCACUAUCGGCGGCAGCACCAACGCUGGCAGUAAGUCGAUGGCGGCCCUCAAUAACGCCGUGAGGCACGCGACCGAUGGAUUCAUAGGAAUCUUGGACAUGUUCGGGUUCGAAGAUCCCAAGCCGAGUCAACUGGAGCAUCUGUGUAUCAAUCUAUGCGCGGAAACGAUGCAGCACUUUUACAACACGCACAUUUUUAAAUCUAGCAUAGAGUCGUGUCGGGACGAAGGCAUUAACUGUGAAGUGGAAGUGGACUACGUUGACAACGUCCCUUGCAUCGAUUUAGUGUCGUCCCUGCGUACGGGCUUACUGAGUAUGUUAGACGUCGAAUGCUCGAUACGUGGUACAGCGGAAUCAUACGUGUCUAAAAUAAAAGUGCAACAUAAAAGUAAUACCAGACUAUUCGACCCCAAACCUCUCGAUCCACGACUAUUCGGUAUCCAGCAUUUUGCGGGUCGAGUCGUGUACGACGCUACGGACUUUCUUGACACAAACAAAGACGUUGUUCCCGACGACCUCGUUGCAGUUUUUUAUAAACACAACUGCAAUUUCGGCUUUGCCACGCAUUUAUUCGGAAGUGAACUGAAGGCUUUGUACUCGGUGGAGACCGUGCCUCGCGGUGUUAGCUUUAGAAUCUCGCCCACCUCCCACACGGACCUCUUAAACGGCGAUGAACCCGUCUCCACUCUAACGCAAGAUUUUCACACACGACUCGACAAUUUACUGCGGACUCUGGUUCACGCGAGACCUCAUUUCGUGCGAUGUAUCUGCAGUAAUUCGCAAGAGACCCCCAACCGAUUCGACCGCGGCACUGUUGUCCGCCAGAUACGUUCUUUACAAGUCCUGGAAACUGUUAACUUGAUGGCGGGCGGUUACCCGCACAGGAUGCGCUUCAAAGCUUUUAAUGCACGAUAUCGGCUAUUAGCACCAUUUGCUAAAUUACACAGAACCGAGGAAAAGGUCACGGAUGACUGCCAUCUAAUAUUACAGCACGUAUUAGACUCGAUCUCUAAACAGCAAAGCCUGGUCUCCACGAGUUGGGCUUUAGGGAAGAGGCAUAUAUUCUUAAGUGAGGGCAUAAGGCAACACCUGGAAAAAUUAAGGUCGGAUACGCGUCAGAAGGCCGCCACUUUGAUACAGUCCACCUGGAGGGGUUGGCACUGUCGAUACAGAUGGACGACGUUACGACGAGAGAAGGAAAUCAAGAACGCCACUCAACCUCCCACAUCGCGAACUGGGCUAGGGGGCGCUAGGCCCCGACCACAGCCGAUAGCAGGCACGCCGCCUCCUGACCCCAUAGAAAAAUGCGACGCGAAGAUAAUACAGCAAACGUGCAAUUUAUUCGGAUUGGAUCUUGAGCGGCCACCCCCCGUGCCUCCGAGUCGUUCGUAUACGGUUACGGGAAAUACCAAGCUAGGUUACCCCCAGACACGAGUGAUGAAGAUGUCUUAUCCCGAGGACAAUAACGGAGACGGGCCUGUUCUGUUGAAAGGGGAGACUGUGUUAGUUGUGGGUGCGUCGCACCGAAGAGGUCACUUGAUAGUAGAACAUAAACAUUGCACUCUUCACGUGCCUUUCCAGUUCUUGGAGUUGAAACAAGGUGUCAAUAUUUAAGCUUGCCAUUUAAAUUAUACUUGUAACAUAUUAGCUAGAGUCUAAGUAAAUUAUUAGGAGUUGAUUUAAGACGAUAAUUAGGGUAAUAGCGAAAUCGGAUGGGGUGUUUGUGCCAUAAACCCUUCCAGGAUGUACAAUUAUAUAUUAAAUCAAUAUAUC